Molecule: messenger RNA, 645 nt
Organism: Helobdella robusta
Lineage: Eukaryota; Metazoa; Annelida; Clitellata; Rhynchobdellida; Glossiphoniidae
Exons: 5
Coding region: 1-645 (214 amino acids)
Source: RefSeq, a predicted model, not a curated record
AUGAUCUGGAAACUGAUCUCUGAACUAAACAGAACCAGAAAGCUGAACGGCAGUAUUCCAGUUUCAAAACUCAAGGCGUCAAAACAAUGGACAUCAAGUCUCAUCAACCCGAUUCCGAAGAAAGGCAACCCACAACUCAUGACCAAUUAUCGCGAAAUCAGCUUGAUGUCAAUGGCUGCCAAUGUUUUCAAUCGAAUAUUGCUGAAUCGAAUACCCAAUCAAGCAGUUUUUAGAGCAGGUCUGGGAUUAUGCGUCAAGACAGCAGAAGAAAGUGCCUAUAAGGUCGGCUUAGAGAUAAAUAUUGAAAAGGCUGUCCAGGUCAAACUAAACGACAAAUCAGCAUCAAACCCGUCAUCGACGCAAGCGAUAGUCGAAGAUUUCAAAUGCAGCGACCUGGAAAGUCAAUAUAGCAGCUGGCACAGGAUGUUGAACGGUAGACUCUGCUGUCCUUCACCAUGUACGACCCACGAAAUAGUGAGGAAGCUGCAUUGGAAAUGCGUAAAGGCUGUUCGAGAUUUAGAUCUUAGACAAACUAGUGGACAAACGCCUACAGUCAAACAUUCAAGACAGGAAAUCAAGCAUCAAAGACUGGCGUUAAACUGUGCCAAAUUUGUGAAGAAUGCUUGUGUUAAACGAUGGUUCUAG